AUGACGGCGAUGCAAUCUCCACGACGGCAUUGCGACCUCGAGUCCGUACCUACUGGCCAAAACUACUUGACAACAGUACCGCUGUUCAUCGCGCGACGGCUGGGCGAGACGGGCGCCAAGUACCGCUGGUUCGUGCUCUUCUACCUGCUGCUGAUGUUCUGCGUCAUUCCGCUGGCGGCGCUACUGCUGUCGCUGCUCGGCGACUUGCCGUUCAGCAUCAUCACGGUCGUCGUUAUAGCCGGCGUAAUCCUCACGACGCUCAUCAACGUGCUCCAGGAUAAAUGGCCGGACCUGCUGCCUGUGCUGCUCCAAAAUUGGGACUUCCUGCCCCAGUGGAUGCACUCGCUGGCGCCCAUAGACCGCUUCUUCAAGCGCCACUUGGAGCGCGUGCCUUUCUGCCAGGUCUUCCUCAAUGAGAUGUCCUUCAUCUCCGAACCUCACGCGAACCUUCCCGUCGAAGGUCUCAACGAUUCUCCGUAGAGCCGCCCCCUCCUGUUUGCGUGUGGGCACGUUUCUAGACCCGCUCAGUGUGCGCACCCUGAUUUAAUAACAGCAGAUUGCUUAUCGUCGAAUGAUAUGACAGGCAGAAAGUUUUUUUUUUUAAGUCGUCAUUACGGGGAAGGCUUCACGCAAACACACGUUCAAACAGGCGCGUGUUUGAAGGCUCCUUAGCCUCCACGUAAGCGUUGCGCCACUUGUUUCCGAGUCUCAUGCUAACGUGAGUCCACACUAGACGAAACGCUGGCAAAGUGGCUUGGAAAGAGAUUGAUGCUUCGUAUUGUCCCUUCGUUCAACAGCUGCAAAAAGGAAAGCGAUUAUAGACGAAGUAAGCUGUCAAGACGAGGUACGUUCCACAAACACCCGCGGUUUUUUCGGCAUCCACUCUCGAUGCUUUCCCGUCGAGUUCGUGCAGCAGCUGUUUAAAUGAAGGCUGCAAUAAGACACGAUAUAUUCUGCUAUUGUAAUAACGCGAGCUUUAUCUGAUUGUAUACAUCGCAGCGGUAAUAAAUAUAAACGAUACCUUUGUAGCA
Dermacentor andersoni is the source of this 1031-nucleotide messenger RNA. Lineage: Eukaryota; Metazoa; Arthropoda; Arachnida; Ixodida; Ixodidae. The record is from RefSeq and is a predicted model, not a curated record.